This is a messenger RNA of Coregonus sp. 'balchen', 30710 nucleotides long. Lineage: Eukaryota; Metazoa; Chordata; Actinopteri; Salmoniformes; Salmonidae. The record is from the annotation of a GenBank genome assembly.
AUGUCCCGCUCGAUGUCUGCAGAGGUGAACUUCUGGUUGGACAGGAUGUGCUGGAGCCUCGACUGCUCCUGUUUCAGGGUCUCCACCUGCAGACCUGCAAGGGACAAAAUAAAUGGAGACAUUAGACGACAACUGUUCAGCAUUUCAAGAGUAGCAAUUGCUAGUAGUCUUCCAACGGCCAGUUACAGGACCAGGGCUUGUAUUAAAAAAACGGUCUAAGGCAAAACUGAUCCUAUAUCAGCACUGCUGCUACUGAGCAAAGAUUUAACAUGUUACAAGGAACACCAUUCCGCCAGGGGAUUUCUCAGCGGUGUAAAAUACUUAAGUUUUACUUUAAAGUAUUUGUACUUAAGUAGUUAUUUUGGAGUGUCUGUACUUAACUUUUACUUCACUAAAUUCCUUAAGAAAAUAAUGUAUUCCCCCCCACACCCAAAAGUACUCGUUACAUUUUAACAGGAAAAUUGUCCAAUUCACACACUUAUCAAGAGAACAUCCCUGGUCAUCCUUACUGUCUGAUCUGGCAGACUCACUAAACAAAUACUUCGUUUGUAAAUGUCUGUUGGGGUGUGCCCCUGGCUAUCCAUAAAUUAAAGAGAAAAUUGUGCCAUCUGAUUAGCCUAAUAAGGAAUUUGAAAUGACUUACUUUUGAUACUUAAGUAUAUUUAAAAUAAAACACUUUUAUUAAAAUCAUAUUUUACUGGGUGACUUUCACUUGAGUCAUUUUCUAUUAAGGAAUCUUUACUUUUACUCCAGACAAUACUUUCUCCACUACAGAUUUUUACCUGAUGCUUUCAGCUCCUCAGACAGUCCUGAGGCUUUGUUCUCCAAGGUGGCUUUGAACGACAUCACCUCAUUGCGAUAGCUCUUAAGCUUCUGCAGGUCUGUGGACAGUUUCACUUUCUCCACUCGUUUGGAUUCCAAUCUAUCCUGCUCAACAAGAAAUAGUUAUUAAAAAAAUAAAACAUCCAAGCCUCCAUGUUCCAUCCAAAAGGAAUCAGUACAGUUACUGUACUCAACAGCUUAAACUGGACCUAGAGCUAUGAUGCUGUCGCAGUACGUCAAUGACCAACGUCCUUAUGGAUUCAAAGUGAGUGACUAACCAUUUGACUUUCUUUCUCCAUCCGCGCAACCUUGUCACUCAGCAUCCUGUACUUCUCCUCCAUUGACACCAGAAGAUCUUUGUCCACACUGUACAGUUUCUCUAUGGAAAUAGGUUAGAGUUUUACUUUGCGGUUAUUACAUAUGGCAUGUUACUAAUAUUCACUUUGUACAGCGAUGUCAGUCACCACUGCUUACUUAAAUUAGCGAGAUAUUCAUUGUCCUCUUCUUCAAAUGUGUCUGCUCCUUGCAUGAACUUGUGGUAGGUUUCAGCACUGUAGUCAUGAAAGAGCUUGAGACGGAGGGGGUAUAAAAGUAGUGUUAACUAGAGGCCUAACCGGUUUCCUAAAUGGCUGUGUUGAGUAAGAUAACACCAGAGGCCCAACAUCGCAAAUCUUCCAGGAACGCUCCCGAAGCAGACCAAACCGGGAUUUGGGAAGGCAAUGAGCGAAGUGAAAUUCUUCCUUAGAUGUGAAUUUUCUCGAUUUCUAAAAAGGCACAACCUAGAUUCGAGCUAACGUCUUUAGCUGAACAUGUUAUUACUCCAACCGCAAAGGUGACAAAUCAACACAUUUUGAUUCGUCAAAAUUCAUCGAAAGCGUGCCGUGAUUUGACGGCAUGCACAUGCGCAGGUCGAUGCGACACGACCAUUAGACGAAUGACGUUUUUUUGCGCACAAGCUUAGCUGAUGUCGCCUACAAGCGUGAUCAGGGAUUUCUACUGGAGAAACAGUUUAGGCAUCUUCAUGCUAAACCAUCUUUGAUAACACUACCUUGCCGAACUCAAUACCCUCCUCGAUCUCCGUGCUGCCAUCAGAAUUGGAGAAGAGCAUGUCCUGUUGUUCAGCCAUGCUGCAAAAUAUCUGCAAAAUACAGUGUGCAUGACAUCUUGGUGAUCAUUAUCGAUGUUCUUGAAGGAGCAACAGGUCACAUUUUAGCCACUGCUUAGCGGAGGUGGGAGCAAGUCACGAUUAGUCAAGUCACAAGCAAUUCUCAAGUUGAGUCCCAAGUAGAACGGGUCAAUACUCAAGUCAAGUCCAACUCGUGCAUUCUAAGAGCAAGUCAAGUCACAAGUUUCCAAAUCAAGUCAAGUAAAAUAAAAACUUAUACAUGCAACGACUUGUCCAACAACAAAUCUUUGUCUAUUUAUUGAGGCUACCAGACGUCCCUUUUCAUUAUUUUGUCUACUCCAAUUGUAAAAUAGGGACCUUGUAGCAGUCAUAAGGGCAUGAAGUCAGCAGAAAACAAGGCAGGUUGACGUGCUCAGAGUGUAGAUUUAUUUACAGGUCUUGGUGAGCCAAUGGUGAAAGCGCCAUAUAAUACAAAAUAUACAAGUAGAUUUACCAAAUAUACACGGGCAAGAGCCCAAAAUAAAUUGCCUCUCAGGCUUAACCUGUCCUAUCUGAUUGAACAAAGGUAAAGGGCAAGACUGUACAGCCCGAAUCUGUCUAACAGGAGCUCAAACAGAUAGGCAUACAUAAUAAGCGCUUGGCCCCCAGGACCAUACAAUUCCAACCAAUAAACUGGUUCUACAAUGGAAAAGGAAUUUUUUACAUCCAUUGAUACAUUACUCUUAAAAUCAGAUGUAAUUAUUUUUAAUGCCAUUUCACCACCACACAUACAUGGAACAAUCAUUAUCUUAUUCAACAUUCUGACGCCAAAGCGUUCUAUGCGCACCGAGGCGCGAGCUCCUAUUACCCACAACGAAAAUGACAGCAACAUAGGCACACGGAACUCCGACAUACCCCGGAAAAUGUGAACAAAGGAAACCAUACAUUUAAUUAAAUAAACAGCACUUCUACCUCAUGAGUCUUGCAAACGUUCAUGUGCACUAUAAAAACAUUGCGUCCACUCAGAGCAGGGUAAGAAAUGGUUGGCUAAAUGAAAAUGUAUCAUAAGCCUAUCAAACAUGAAACCGAAAUGUCCAUGUGUUGCAAUAAACAGUAUGGAAUGAUACGCUAUCAAUUAUUUUAGUAUUAAAUUGAAUGUAGAUUUACCACAUAGGGCCUGUGCAUUUAAACAUUUCAACAAGAGAAAAAGCACUCCACUUGCAGGAAUUCUGAGAUUCUUCCCACAGUAGGCUAAUCAUUCAUUUUAACAAAUUCCAAAUGCAAGCUUCAUAAGUAAAUCAUAAAUUUCAAGUAAUUGUUACACACCAAAAGACCAGUAGUCCUAUGCUAGUAAUUGUUGCCCCAUUGCUGGGGAGCUUGCAAAGUAAACUUUAUAUUAUUGAUCACCAACAUUUUUUAGUACUGCAUAUUUAUUUAUGUCAAUCCUCUCUCACUACAAUUUGACAUUUGAGCUGCACCCGAGCCUAUAGCUGUACAGCAAAUCAGCAAUCUGUUCGCUAGCUCAUCCAACCUGUGUUGAUUGACAGUUUGCUAGUCCAUUCAGUGCCGAGUGUGCGUUUCACUAGCCAAUCUGUUGCAACCGUCUCUCGCUGUGUGUAGAGUAAUCCACAUAGACUCUGCCACGAAAUGAGUGCCAAAACACUACAAAACCUGGCCAGAUAAUGUCAAGUCAGUCUCAAGUCAAAUAUGGAAAGUUGUUUAAACUGGCCAGAAAAAAAGAAGGGCAUGUAUGUAUGUAUCUAAUUGGUUUACCUCAGUCAUUACUACUGGUAGGUUAUUGACAUUUGACACUAAUUGCAGGUGGAAUUGUCACAUGUAGAACCUUAAGAGGUCAUCUCCUACUGGGCUGUCUAAUACCCACCUUCAAAGUAUCAAUGAGCCAGAUCAGAGCCCCCAACACCUGUGGCCAGGUAUGUGGAGCUCCCACAGAGAACAUGGAACUUUUAGAGAGUGGAAAUGGAUACCUGCCAGCAGAGAGAUAGUUGUCAGUAGACAUGAACCUGCUAGCAUGCAAACAUGUAGAAAUUGUCAGUUGAUGUUUGCAUCACAUUAUUUCAAAAUUAUUGAUUUACCCCAAGUCUUUGAGAAUCCUGGGGACCUCUUCCUCCACUUUGGAGGUUGGCAUCUGGAAGGUGGGAUCAAUGAGGCAGUAGAGGAACUCAAAGAUCCGCAGGAACUCCUUGGUGGAGGGACCCUGGAGAGACUUUACUGACACUAUACCAGGAAACCCCUUCUCUAUCAGAAACUAGGGAGAACAAGGGGGAAAUCAUUUGUGCUAUGAGGAAUUCUGUUUAAAAACCUGUAUUAUGAGUUAGAUAUACAGUGAGGGAAAAAAGUAUUUGAUCCCCUGCUGAUUUGUACAUUUGCCCACUGACAAUGAAAUGAUCAGUCUAUAAUUUUAAUUGUAGGUUUAUUUGAACAGUGAGAGACAGAAUAACAACAAAAAAAUCCAGAAAAACCCAUGUCAAAAAUGUUUAUAAAUUGAUUUGCAUUUUAAAUGAGGGAAAUAAGUAUUUGACCCCCUCUCAAUCAGAAAGAUUUCUGGCUCCAAGGUGUCUUUUAUACAGGUAACGAGCUGAGAGGAGUGCUCCUAAUCUCAGUUUGUUACCUGUAUAAAAUACACCUGUCCACAGAAGCAAUCAAUCAGAUUCCAAACUCUCCACCAUGGUCAAGACCAAAGAGCUCUCCAAGGAUGUCAGGGACAAGAUUGUAGACCUACACAAGGCUGGAAUGGGCUACAAGACCAUCGCCUAGCAGCUUGGUGAGAAGGUGACAACAGUUGGUGCGAUUAUUCGCAAAUGGAAGAAACAGAAAAGAACUGUCAAUCUCCCUCGGCCUGGGGCUCCAUACAAGAUCUCACCUCGUGGAGUUGCAAUGAUCAUGAGAACGGUGAGGAAUCAGCCCAGAACUACAUGGGAGGAUCUUGUCAAUGAUCUCAAGGCAGCUGGGACCAGUCACCAAGAAAACAAUUGGUAACAUAGUACGCCGAGAAGGACUGAAAUCCUGCAGUGCCCGCAAGGUCCCCCUGCUCAAGAAAGCACAUAUACAGGGCCAUCUGAAGUUUGCCAAUGAACAUCUGAAUGAUUCAGAGGAGAACUGGGUGAAAGUGUUGUGUUCAGAUGAGACCAAAAUCGAGCUCUUUGGCAUCGACUCAACUCGCCGUGUUUGGAGGAGGAGGAAUGCUGCCUAUGACCCCAAGAACACCAUCCCCACCGUCAAACAUGGCGGUGGAAACAUUAUGCUUUGGGGGUGUUUUUCUGCUAAGGGGACAGGACAACUUCACUGCAUCAAAGGGACAAUGGACGGGGCCAUGUACCAUCAAAUCUUGGGUGAGAACCUCCUUCCCUCAGCCAGGGCAUUGAAAAUGGGUCGUGGAUGGGUAUUCCUGCUUGAAAAUGACCCAAAACACACGGCCAAGGCAACAAAGGAGUGGCUCAAGAAGAGGCACAUUAAGGUCCUGGAGUGGCCUAGCCAGUCUCCAGACCUUAAUCCCAUAGAAAAUCUGUGGAGGCAGCUGAAGGUUCGAGUUGCCAAACGUCAGGCUCGAAACCUUAAUGACUUGGAGAAGAUCCGCAAAGAGGAGUGGAACAAAAUCCCUCCUGAGAUGUGUGCAAACCUGGUGGCCAACUACAAAAAACGUCUGACCUCUGUGAUUGCCAACAAGGGUUUUGUCACCAAGUACUAAGUCAUGUUUUGCAGAGGGGUCAAAUACGUAUUUCCCUCAUUAAAAUGCAAAUCAAUUUAUAACAUUUUUUACAUGUGUUUUUCUGGAUUUUUUGUUGUUGUUAUUCUGUCUCUCACUGUUCAAAUCAAAUUUUAUUGGCCACAUGCGCCGAAUACAAUAGGUGUAGACAUUACAGUGAAAUGCUUACUUACAGCCCUUAACCAACAGUGCAUUUAUUUUUAAUAAAAAAGUAAAAUAAAGCAAAAAAUUGUUGAGAAAAAAAGAGCAGAAGUAAAAUAAAAUAACAGUAGGGAGGCUAUAUAUACAGGGGGGUACCGGUGCAGAGUCAAUGUGCGGGGGCACCGGCUAGUUGAGGUAGUUGAAGUAAUAUGUACAUGUGGGUAGAGUUAAAGUGACUAUGCAUAAAUAAUAAACCUACCAUUAAAAUUAUAGACUGAUCAUGUCUUCGUCAGUGGGCAAACGUACAAAAUCAGCAGGGGAUCAAAUACUUUUUUCCCUCACUGUACCUCACACAGCUGUCUGAUACAUUGCUGAACGAAGGCCUUAUCGUGUAAGGGCCGGGGAUCCUUCACUUUAUCUGCACCUCCAAAGGCACUGUCGCGAGCCAUGCCAGCACCACUGGUCCUGAAGAGAGUUAAUCAGAUCAUUAGUAUGCAACCAUAUGGAAAUGCUACCAAGAGCUCUUAGUGACUGACUAUAUGCAAAUUGACAGGCUCUCCAUCAAAUAGUUUUGUAUUACUCCAAUAUGUAGUCGUCUAGUUGGGCAGUGCAAGAGAGGUCUUCCAUGGUGAUGAGUACGUAUCUAUAACAGUCAUCUGACAUACCAUUCUAAGGUAGUAUGUGGGACUUACCGACUUCCAAAAAAGCUGGUUCUCUCAGAUGUUCCAGAUUGGGGUUUAGGAAUGUUCAACUUUCCGAAGGCUGGUUGUUUGCUGUAGUUAAACAAAUAUCCACAUAAGUCUUAUCAUUGCAAAGACAUAGCAAUUGUACCUAUUUGAAGCAGCGCCAAGGCCGCCAACUUACCCCUGAGGUGUUGCAUCAACCAUGCUCAUUCGGUUGCUGUGGGUCACCCUCUGAGGGGCCUCCGAGAGCCUACUGCUGGAUGCUCGGCUCAUCCUUGUUCUGAAUUAAGACAUACACUAUAAGAAACAGUCCAACUCUACAAGCUAACCACCAUAUAAUUACAUGGGGUCUCUGUGCUAAUAACCACAUAGGCCCAUUGGUAGACCAAAUUCAUAACUAGCAAGUUAAUUUUGAAGGAGACUAGCAAGCAAGCCAUACCUUUCAUUGUGCUAAUAUUUUUGUAGUUAGUAGUAGCCAUCCAAAGAGAAUAGUUUGCUAUCUAUAUCCCGAGCCGUCACUCAGUUCUCUUGACGAGGCAUUAUCACUCAAAUAUUAAUUUGACAAACUACACAUUUACAUUAUUGAUACCUUUUAAAAAGACAGGCACUGCAUUAUAAUAGUAAAUAUUAACUGAAAUAUAAAUGAAACAUAAACAAAAUCAGGGAGGUCUGAUUCACUAUGAUUGUACUGCAAAAGCCUUUCCAAAGACAAAAAUCUGUAACCUGAAAACAAAAUCCAUUGCAGUCACAUAAAACAAUCAUAAACCUUUUGAAUACUGUCAGUCAAAUAAACACUGAUGCAACUAAAGUAACAUACAUUUUCAAAACAACCACACCCCAAACAAUUCCCCAGAGCAUGGUCACAAAUUGGUUGCCCUCACAAAAUAGACUUGCACAAACAGACCCUGGUUCAAUGAAAGUCAAUGAACUAAGUAUACCAGACCCAGAUGCUAUUGCAUUGGUGUCUAUGGGAGACACACCCAGUUAAGUAGACCAGAACUCCUAUUUUUUUCAAUGGUAUACAGCCAGCAUGAACUCUUCAUUUUUCCAACAUCUUUGGUAACACCACACAGACUUACACACUAGACUUUCAGUACAGCACUGGUUGGUCCUCCUGUGGCUAUCACCAGCAACUGACUAGGGGUGCUUUUAUGUCUUCCUGGCUGUCCACUAAUAAGGGUCCCCAGGGAAACACUGACAACAACUGGGGUUCCUACCUUGUCACGCUGCCUUUAAAUGGCUAGAGAAUAGCUAGACAAGUCUAUUGGUUUCUAUGUAGCGUUCCAGUUCCACUUUUUUGCAGUCCUAUGUCCUGUUUUAAAACCUGUUGAUUGUUUUUUUAAUAUGUUUUUUUAUUUUUUUUAGGGGGUAGGUCAGCUUUAAUAUUGGCAGAUAGAUUGUAACUUCCAUCAAUGUAAUUGUCUGCAUCAGUCCCACUCCCCCAUAUAUUUUUUUCCUGCAAAUAUAUAUAGACAUUAACACAUAAUGCAUAUAAACCAUAAAUUAUAAAUACUCUUACAUUACACACAUUAAGUACCAGUCAAAAGUUUGGACACACUCCUCAUUCCAAGGGUUGUCUUUAUUUUUACUCUAUUUCUACAUUGUAGAAAUAAUAGUUAAUACAGAAAAACUAUGAAAUAACAUUCAGUGGGAAAAACGUAUUUCGGUCAGCCACCAAUGUGCAAGUUCUCCCACUCAAAGAUGGAGGAGGCUGAAUUUUCAUCAUAGGUACACGUCAACUAUGACAGACAAAAUGAGAUUCUUUUUCCAGAAAAUCACAUUGUAGGAAUUUUUAUGAAUUUAUUUGCAAAUUAUGGUGGAAAAUAAGUAUUUGGUCAAUAACAAAAGUUUCUCAAUACUUUGUUGUAUACCCUUUGUUGGCAAUGACACAGGUCAAACGUUUUCUGUAAGUCUUCACAAGGUUUUCACACACUGUUGCUGGUGUUUUGACCCAUUCCUCCAUGCAGAUCUCCUCUAGAGCAGUGAUGUUUUGGGGCUGUCGCUGGGCAACACAGACUUUCAACUCCCUCCAAAGAUUUUCUUUGGGGUUGAGAUCUGGAGACUGGCUAGGCCACUCCAGGACCUUGAAAUGCUUCUUACGAAGCCACUCCUUCGUUGCCCGGGCGGUGUGUUUGGGAUCAUUGUCAUGCUGAAAGACCCAGCCACGUUUCAUCUUCAAUGCCCUUGCUGAUGGAAGGAGGUUUUCACUCAAAAUCUCACGAUACAUGGCCCCUUUCAUUCUUUCCUUUACACGGAUCAGUCGUCCUGGUCCCUUUGCAGAAAAACAGCCCCAAAGCAUGAUGUUUCCACCCCCAUGCUUCACAGUAGGUAUGGUGUUCUUUGGAUGCAACUCAGCAUUCUUUGUCUUCCAAACACGACGAGUUGAGUUUUUACCAAAAAGUUAUAUUUUGGUUUCAUCUGACCAUAUGACAUUCUCCCAAUCCUCUUCUGGAUCAUCCAAAUGCACUCUAGCAAACUUCAGACGGGCCUGGACAUGUACUGGCUUAAACAGGGGGACACGUCUGCACUGCAGGAUUUGAGUCCCUGGCGGCAUAGUGUGUUACUGAUGGUAGGCUUUGUUACUUUGGUCCCAGCUCUCUGCAGGUCAUUCACUAGGUCCCCCCGUGUGGUUCUGGGAUUUUUGCUCACCGUUCUUGUGAUCAUUUUGACCCCACGGGGUGAGAUCUUGCGUGGAACCCCAGAUCGAGGGAGAUUAUCAGUGGUCUUGUAUGUCUUCCAUUUCCUAAUAAUUGCUCCCACAGUUGAUUUCUUCAAACCAAGCUGCUUACCUAUUGCAGAUUCAGUCUUCCCAGCCUGGUGCAGGUCUACAAUUUUGUUUCUGGUGUCCUUUGGCAGCUCUUUGGUCUUGGCCAUAGUGGAGUUUGGAGUGUGACUGUUUGAGGUUGUGGACAGGUGUCUUUUAUACUGAUAACAAGUUCAAACAGGUGCCAUUAAUACAGGUAACGAGUGGAGGACAGAGGAGCCUCUUAAAUAAGAAGUUACAGGUCUGUGAGAGCCAGAAAUCUUGCUUGUUUGUAGGUGACCAAAUACUUAUUUUCCACCAUAAUUUGCAAAUCAAUUCAUAAAAAAUCCUACAAUGUGAUUUUCUGGAAUUUUUUUCCUCAAUUUGUCUGUCAUAGUUGACGUGUACCUAUGAUGACAAUUACAGGCCUCUCUCAUCUUUUUAAGUGGGAGAACUUGCACAAUUGGUGGCUGACUAAAUACUUUUUCCCCCCACUGUAUAUGUAAUCAUGUAGUAGCCAAAAAAGUGUUAAACAAAUCAAAAUAUAUUUUAUAUUUGAGUUUCUUCAAAGUAGCCACACUUUGCCUUGAUGACAGCUUUGCACACUCUUGGCAUUCUCUCAACCAGCUUCACCUGGAAUGCUUUUCCAACAGUCUUGAAGGAGUUCCCACAUAUGCUGAGCACAUGUUGGCUGCUUUUCCUUCAUACAGUGGUCCGAUUCAUCCCAAACCAUACCUUAUAUCAGGCCUUUAUUGUAGAGUGGCCAGACGGAAGCUACUCCUCAGCAAAAGGCACAUGACAGCCCGCUUGUAGUUUGCCACAGGCACCUAAAGGACUCAGACCAUGAGAAACAAGAUUAUCUGGUCUGAUGAAACCAAGAUUGAACUCUUUGGCCUGAAUGCCAAAGGUCAGGUCUGGAGGAAACCUGGCACCAUCCCUACGGUGAAGCAUUUAUUUCAGCGGCAGGAACUGGGAGACUAGUCAGGAUCGAGGGAAAGAUGAACGGAGCAAAGUACAGAGAGAUCCUUGAUGAAAACCUGCUUCAGAGCGCUCAGGACCUCAGACUGGGGCGAAGGUUCACCUUCCAACAGGACAACGACCCUAAGCACACAACCAAGACAGCGCAGGAGUGGCUUUGGGACAAGUCUCUGAAUGUCCUCGAGUGGCCCAGCCAGAGCCCGGACUUGAACCCGAUCGAACAUCUCUGGAGAGACCUGAAAAUAGCUGUGCAGCGCCGCUCCCCAUCCAUCCUGACAGAGCUUGAGAGGAUCUGCAGAGAAGAAUGGGAGAAACUCCCCAAAUGCAGGUGUGCCAAGCUUUUAGCGUCAUACCCAAGAAGACUUGAGGCUGUAAUCGCUGCCAAAGGUGCUUCAACAAAGUACUGAGUAAAGGGUCUGAAUACUUAUGUAAAUGUGAUAUUUAGUUUUUAUAAAUGUGCAAAAAUGUAUAAAAAUCUGUUUUUGCUUUGUCGUUAUGGGGUAUUGUGUGUAGAUUGAUGAGGUUGAAAAAAACAAUUUAAUCCAUUUUAGAAUAAGGCUGUAGCGUAACAAAAUGUGGAAAAAGUCAAAGGGUCUGAAUACUUUCAGAAUAUACUGUAUAUAAUACAGUACCCAUACUUCCUGCGGCUAUGCCUAAAUGGAAGGAAUUGACACUUGAUUUAGACAUUUUCAUGCUGGUUGUGUGAGCUGGAGGACCUCUCAGGUUUGUUCAGUACUGAACUGGUCAUGCCACGGAAUUACCACCGGCUGGGCACACACUGGUUGAAGCAACGUUGUUUCCACGUCAUUUCAAUGAAAUUACGUUGAACCAACGUGGAAUAGACAUUGAAAUUACUAAAUCAACUGUCAACUCCCCCAUCCAGGACAUGCUGCUAUGGAAAUUAAACACAUAUUUUUCUAAAAUACUUAUCCAGAAAGCCAUGCAAUUUAUUUAAUACUGGCACAAUUUUCCUCGUCCAAUUAAAUUGUACUAUUCUGUUACCCAGGUGGAUUUUCGCUACAAGAACACCCUUGAUAGUUGUCAAUACUAUAAUACCUAUAGUUGUUACUCAGGGAACUGUGGGGGUUCAACCAGAGAAGUGAGACUCCAAAUUGACAGCAGCACCAAUGGGAGGAGUUGGGGAAAUGCCUGGUUUGAAACUGAAACUGUUAUGUCCCCAGUGAUAGACCUCUUAAAAUGUGGUGAGUUAGUAAUUCAUCUGUGAGUUUGUAGAAUUAAAGAUACAACAAAUUGGACAAAUUUGAUUUGUGAGUUCAAUGUUCAAUGAUGCUAUGUGUUGUGUCCAUGUAACAGGGAAGCCAGCUGCUGUUGGAUCUACACAGUAUACUGAAAUCCUAAUAAUUGGAGACUUCUGACACCGAUACUGGUGAAUCCAAUAGAUAUCCAGUCACAGGCAUUCUUCCUUUCAUACGGUAAUUAACAACAUUCUAACUCCCUAUACCUCUUUGAUAACUUCAGAAACAACUAACCUCAUCUGAUCAGGUUGCUCUGUGAUUAAUGUAACAGAAGUAUAAUGUGUUAUAUAUAUAUAUUUUAUUUAUUUAUUUAUUUGCUUAGGUUACUUUUCAUAUUCACUUGGAUUUUUGGGGUUAAGUUUAGAUUCUACCUAAUUCAACUGCUGUAUGUCUGACUGUUUCACUUACACCACAUGGCAAAAAGUAUGUGGACACACCUUCAAAUGAGUGGAUUCGGCCUUGAAUUCUCCAUAGACAAACAUUGGCAGUAGAAUAGCCCGUACUGAAGAGCUCAGUAAAUUUCAACGUGGCACCGUCAUAGGAUGACACCUUUCCAACAAGUCAGUUCGUCAAAUUUCUGCCCUGCUAAAGCUGCCCCGGUCAACCGUAAGUGCUGUUAUUGUGAAGUGGAAGCAUCUAAGAGCAACAACAACUUAGCCUUGGUAGGCCACACAAGCUCACACAACGGGACCACCGAGUGCUGAAGUGCGUAGCACGUAAAAAUUGUUUAUCCUCGGUUCCAAACUCCCUCUGGAAGCUACGUCAGCACAAUAACUGUUUGUCGGUAACUUCAUUAAAUAGGUUUACAUGGCGUUGGCUGGAGUGGUGUAAAGCUUGACGCCAUUGGACUCUGGAGCAGUGGAAAUGCAUUCUCUGGAGUGAUGAAUCACGCUUCACCAUCUGCAGUCAGACGGACGAAUCUGGGUUUGGUGGAUGCCAGGAGAACACUACCUGCCCCAAUGCAUGGUGCGAACUGCAAAGUUUGGUGGAGGAGGAAUAAUGGUCUGGGGCUGUUUUUCAUGGUUCGGGCUAGGCCCCUUAGUUCUAGUGAAGGGAAAUCGUAACGCUACAGCAUACAAUGAAAUUCUACAGGAUCCUGUGCUUCCAACUUUGUGGCAACAGUUUGGGGAAGGCCCUUUCCUGUUUCAGCAUGACAAUGCCCCUGUGCACAAGGCGAGGUCCAUACAGAAAUAGUUUGUUGAUAUUGGUGUGGAAGAACUUGACUGGCCUGCACAGAGCCCUGACCUCAACCCCCAUCGAACACCUUUGGGAUGAAUUGGAACGCCAACUGCAAGCCAGGCCUAAUCGCCCAACAUCAGUGCCCGACCUCACUAAUGCUCUUGUGGCUGAAUGGAAGCAAGUCCCCGCAGCAAUGUUCCAACAUCUAGUGGAAAAUCUUCCCAGAAGAGUAGAGGCUGUUAUAGCAGCAAAGGGAGGACCAACUCCAUAUAAAUGCCCAUGAUUUUGGAAUGAGAUGUACGACGAGCAGGUGUCCGCAUACUAGUAUAUGUCAUUGUAGUGUUCCCCAGAACUGUCAGAGGUCCUACAACCUCAUGGCCUUUGACCCUGAUGGUGAUUGUGUCAGAUGCAGAUAUGAAGUGGCCACAGGAGGCUGCUGAGUGGAUGGCUGGUGUGGAGUGAAUGAGAUGUGGAAACCAUGUGUUUGAUGAGUUUGAUACCAUUCCAUUAUUCCAUUCCAGCCAUUACUAUGCACCCAUCCUCCCCAAUGAAGGUGCCACCAACCUCCUGUGGGAGUGGCCAGAGUCACUGAGUGUGAUAGGUGUGACCAGCCCUCAGGCUUCUACCUGGAUCAGGUAAGUGUUUGCAACCAUGUCCUGGGCUGUGCUGACCUGUCAUUGUAAGACUAACCACAACUCAUUUACAUUCAAUUUAUAUGUGAAGCAUAUUGUGUUUGGUCUCAACCAACUGAAACAUUUUGUGUUAUAACCUCUUCAGUCUAUAGGGCUCUUGCACUACGAUACGGCUACACCUCGACACCUGGUGUCUACCCGUUUGAGCUAGUUGUGGAGGACUUCCCCAACCAACACAUCACCAUGUCUUACACCGAUGGCUGUUGGUCCUCCAGUGCUCCGCUCUAUGCAGGAAGAAGUCGACGUGCUCCCAUCUAACAAACAACCGUCUCCUAUCCCUGGUGGUGGAGUCAGACCCAGACAACAACACCACCUCCCCAAUCAAUCUCUUGGUGGUUGAGAACAACCACAAGAUCCCCCACAACCACAACCAAAGCAGUGAAUACCACUUCCACCCCCUGGUGGUGGACAGCAACCACCACCACCCGCCAACCCGCUUUAGCCAGACCAUGGAGUUCCACCACCACUCCAGGAAGCAUAUAUCCCUUCACUACUCCCCUCAGCAAACUCCCUCUGCAGUUCUCUUUUCUGGGUGAGAAAGAGAAUCUUCUUCUGGUGGUAGAGAAUGCAUUGAUUGGAUGGAGAUAUUUAUUCUACAACAAGCAUGUCAUUUACUUGUUUAUGUUUGUAUUAUUUUCCAAUUCAGUGCUCUUCUGCUAACUUUUGCAAUGAGGGAGUGUACCUAACCAGGUUCGUGCAGCCGACACCACGCAAUGGAGAGCAUCUCCAUGCCGAGGUCAACAAGGAGCUGGAGAUCAGGGUCAACGCACAGGCUACAUUCUCAACGUAAGGGACAACUUACUAAUCUCCAAACAGUCUAAAAACCAAGAGUAAAUCAUACUUCCUACUGAUAUCUCUGAUUGAUUUGGAUUUGUGUGGUUGUCUGUUUUGCCCCCUUGCUAGGAUUAAUGAGGUCAUCAUCAGUGGACCUUAGAACAUCACCAACCACAGGACCACCCAAUAGGAGUUUGUAAUUCAGUGGAGUCCCACUCAAGAUCUGGCAGAACAUUUCCCCAUUUGCUUCAUUGCUGAGGAGGCAUAUGGGUUGGUGUCAUGGCAUCAUGUUUCAUGAUCCUGCAGCAUCACCAGAACUGCUCUGGUACUUCGAUACGUUCUGCUACUUUCUGGUACUUCACUGUAGGCUACAUUCCUCUAGAGCUUCAUGUCUUUUAUUAAAUUGUCAUUUCCCAAUGCAGCUGAGAGAAGUUAUUAUUUGAUGUGGACGUUUCACAAUACAAAUAUGACAUAUUCUGUGUUUUACCCUGAUCUUCUCUUUCAUAUCUGGCAUUUAUCAGUCAGAGCUGAGAUGUGUCCUGAUGGAUGCAGAAAUGGUUUGUAGAUUAUUUUAUGAUCAAGGAUGAUAUGUUGCAGUGUACAUAUGCACCUUAAUAACAGAUAAGUGUGGUUUGCCACGAGACCACAAUUACAGUGGAAGUGGAGAAGUGCUCUAUCACUGGAAUUCAUGAGGACCAUCUCCGUCUCUGCCUGUGACCUCCAACGCCUCUCCAACAGCACCCAUGUCAUCGGAGUCAUCCCCCUCAAUGCCUGUGGCACUCAGAUACAGGUGAGUUUUAACUGAACUGGAAAUAGCAAAUAGCUUAUUAGCAGCAUGAAUUUCUGCUUUGCAGAGGGGGUUAUUGAAUGAACAAUUCUCUUAUGGUUGCAGACCACGAGAUGAAAUUGCAUUGAAUCACAUUCAUUAGAUCCAUUGAUUUACCGGCCGUAGGGCGGGCAGGCUCUAGUGUAAAAUAUUAUAUGGGGAUGAUAGCUACAGUGGCUUGCGAAAGUAUUCACCCCCCUUGGCAUUUUUCCUAUUUUGUUGCCUUACAACCUGGAAUUAAAAAUAGAUUUUUUGGGGGUUUGUAUCAUUUGAUUUACACAACAUGCCUACCACUUUGAAGAUGCAAAACAUGUUUUAUUGUGAAACAAACAAGUAAUAAGACAAAAAAACUGAAAACUUGAGCGUGCAUAACCCCCCCCCCCCCCCCCCCCCCCCCCCCCCCCCCCCCCCCCCAAAGUCUAUACUUUGUAGAGCCACCUUUUGCAGCAAUUAAAGCUGCAAGUCUUUGGGGGUAUGUCUCUAUUAGCUUGGCACAUCUAGCCACUGGGAUUUUUGCCCAUUCUCCAAGGUAAAACUGCUCCAGCUCCUUCAAGUUGGAUGGGUUCCGCUGGUGUACAGCAAUCUUUAAGUCAUACCACAGAUUCUCAAUUGGAUUGAGUUCUGGGCUUUGACUAGGCAUUCCAAGACAUUUAAAUGUUUCCCCUUGAACCACUCGACUGUUGCUUUAGCAGUAUGCUUAGGUUCAUUGUCCUGCUGGAAGGUGAACCUCUGUCCCAGUCUCAAAUCUCUGGAAGACUGAAACAGGUUCCCCUCAAGAAUUUCCCUGUAUUAAUUUCCCUGUAUUUAGCGCCAUCCAUCAUUCUUUCAAUUCUGACCAGUUUCCCAGUCCCUGCAGAUGAAAAACAUCCCCACAGUAUGAUGCUGCCACCACCAUGCUUCACUGUGGGGAUGAUGUUCUCGGGGUGAUGAGAGGUGUUGACGUUUUCCUUGAUGGCCAAAAAGCUAAAUUUUAGUCUCAUCUGACCAGAUUACCUUCUUCUAUAUGUUUGGGGAGUCUCCCACAUGCCUUUUGGUGAACACCAAACGUGUUUGCUUAUUUUUUUCUUUAAGCAAUGGCUUUUUUCUGGCCACUCUUCCGUAAAGCCCAGCUCUGUGGAGUGUACGGCUUAAAGUGGUCCUAUGAACAGAUAUUCCAAUCUCCGCUGUGGAGCUUUGCAGCACCUUCAGGGUUAUCUUUGGUCUCUUUGUUGCCUCUCUGAUUAAUGCCCUCCUUGCCUGGUCCGUGAGUUUUGGUGGGCGGCCCUCUCAUGGCAGGUUUGUUGUGGUGCCAUAUUCUUUCCAUUUUUUAAUAAUGGAUUUAACAUCCGUGGGAUGUUCAAAAUAUCUGAUUUUUUUUUUAUAACCCAACCCUGAUCUGUACUUCUCCACAACUUUGUCCCUGACCUGUUUGGAGAGCUCCUUGGUCUUCAUGGUGCCGCUUGUUUGGUGGUGCCCCUUGCUUAGUGGUGUUGCAGAUUCCGGGGCCUUUCAAAACAGGUGUAUAUAUACUCAGAUCAUGUGACAGAUCAUGUGACACUUAGAUUGCACACAGGUGGACUUUAUUUACAGUGGGGAAAAAAAGUAUUUAGUCAGCCACCAAUUGUGCAAGUUCUCCCACUUAAAAAGAUGAGAGAGGCCUGUAAUUUUCAUCAUAGGUACACGUCAACUAUGAUAGACAAACUGAGAAAAAAAAUCCAGAAAAUCACAUUGUAGGAUUUUUAAUGAAUUUAUUUGCAAAUUAUGGUGGAAAAUAAGUAUUUGGUCAAUAACAAAAGUUUCUCAAUACUUUGUUAUAUACCCUUUGUUGGCAAUGACACAGGUCAAACGUUUUCUGUAAGUCUUCACAAGGUUUUCACACACUGUUGCUGGUAUUUUGACCCAUUCCUCCAUGCAGAUCUCCUCUAGAAGCCACUCCUUCGUUGCCUGGGCGGUGUGUUUGGGAUCAUUGUCAUGCUGAAAGACCCAGCCACGUUUCAUCUUCAAUGCCCUUGCUGAUGGAAGGAGGUUUUCACUCAAAAUCUCACGAUACAUGGCCCCAUUCAUUCUUUCCUUUACACGGAUCAGUCGUCCUGGUCCCUCUGCAGAAAAACAGCCCCAAAGCAUGAUGUUUCCACCCCCAUGCUUCACAGUAGGUAUGGUGUUCUUUGGAUGCAACUCAGCAUUCUUUGUCCUCCAAACACGACGAGUUGAGUUUUUUACCAAAAAGUUCUAUUUUGGUUUCAUCUGACCAUAUGACAUUCUCCCAAUCCUCUUCUGGAUCAUCCAAAUGCACUCUAGCAAACUUCAGACGGGCCUGGACAUCUACUGGCUUAAGCAGGGGGACACAUCUGGCACUGCAGGAUUUGAGUCCCUGGCGACGUAGUGUGUUACUGAUGGUAGGCUUUGUUACUUUGGUCCCAGCUCUCUGCAGGUCAUUCACUAGGUCCCCCCGUGUGGUUCUGGGAUUUUUGCUCACCGUUCUUGUGAUCAUUUUGACCCCACGGGGUGAGAUCUUGCGUGGAGCCCCAGAUCGAGGGAGAUUAUCAGUGGUCUUGUAUAAAUAAAUAUGCCAUUUAGCAGACGCUUUUAUCCAAAGCGACUUACAGUCAUGCGUGCAUUCAUUUUUGUGUAUGGGUGGUCCCGGGGAUCGAACCCACUACCUUGGCGUUACAAGCGCCGUGCUCUACCAGCUGAACUACAGCUUCCAUUUCCUAAUAAUUGCUCCCACAGUUAAUUUCUUCAAACCAAGCUGUUUACCUAUUGCAGAUUCAGUCUUCCCAGCCUGGUGCAGGUCUACAAUUUUGUUUCUGGUGUCCUUUGACAGCUCUUUGGUCUUGGCCAUAGUGGAAUUUGGAGUGUGACUGUUUGAGGUUGUGGACAGGUGUCUUUUAUACUGAUAACAAGUUCAAACAGGUGCCAUUAAUACAGGUAACGCGUGGAGGACAGAGGAGCCUCUUAAAGAAGAAGUUACAGGUCUGUGAGAGCCAGAAAUCUUGCUUGUUUGUAGGUGACCAAAUACUUAUUUUCCACCAUAAUUUGCAAAUAAAUUCAUUAAAAAUCCUACAAUGUGAUUUUCUGGAUUUUUUUCUCUCAUUUUGUCUGUCAUAGUUGACGUGUCUGUACCUAUGAUGAAAAUUAUAGGCCUCUCUCAUCUUUUUAAGUGGGAGAACUUGCACAAUUGGUGGCUGACUAAAUACUUUUUUUCCCCACUGUAACUAAUUAUGUGAUUUCUGAAGGUAAUUGGUCGCACCAGAUCUUAUUUAGGGGCUUCAUAGCAAAGAGGGUGAAUACGUAUGCACGCACCACUUUUCCGUUAUUUAUUUUUUAGACAUUUCUGAAACAAGUUAUUUUUGUUCAUUUCACUUCACCAAUUUGGACUAUUUUGUGUAUGUCCAUUACAUGAAAUCCAAAUAAAAAUCAUUUUAAUUACAGGUUGUAAUGCAACAAAAUAGGAAAAACACCAAGGGGGAUGAAUACUUUUGCAAGGCACUGUAUAUGGAUAUCUCUUUGGGUGAGAUUUAUUCACUCCUGGGUGUUUAUCUGGAUUAUUAAUAUUGAACCUGGUCUAAUGGAAUAUUCUCCCCAAAGACAAACUUGCUUGACUGAUUUUGAAUGGGUUCCCUCAGAGAAAGGGUCAAUACAUAGGGUUUUGAUGAGGAGUGGGCCGGUGUCCUACAAUUCAAAAUCAAAUAGCUAAAUGAUUCAUGGUAUGACCAUCUUAAAACAAUUCCAUAUGUUAUCUUAGUAGAACCCCUCCCAACGGCUUAGACUUUUAGAGGUUAAUGAAGAACCCCUGUUAGGUCACUUCCUGUAAGCAACAGGUGCACUUUUCUUUGUUUAUUAUAAUUUUUCAUUUCGAAGUGCUUGUGGGAAACCAGUAUAAAAAAUAUGUAAAUCAUGAAAAAAGAAAGAAGCAGUACUACAAUGUGACGUCAUCUAUGAAUAUGUAAAUGUCUUUUGAACCCGACAGCAAUUUCUUUUUUUUUUACUACAAACAUUUGAGUUGAGCACGCCAAUUUGUCUUUUUAUGAAUACGAGAUAUGCCAUUAACAGAUUUGUCUGAAUGAAAGAGUAUUAGUAAACGCUGUAAUAUCACUUUUUUUUUACCAGAUGCAAUGUGGACGAGACUGUUCAAAUCUUCUCACCCCUUCAAGAGAGACAUUUCCGGUUCGGAAUGGAAGCUUUCAAAUUCAUCGGAAUGCACAUAAAUGGGGACAGAUUGCUGGAUCAUUCAAUUGUCAUAUCUGGGUGAUACCCUCUCAGUUCAGUUACCUUUGACCUCUCUGGCUGUAGGUGUAUAUCAGCUGUUCAGUAAUCCUGUGUGAGGCUGGGAACCUUAACACCCGGUGCGCCCAGGGCUGCGUGAUCUCCACCUCGCCCCAGUCUGCUGGUCACCACUACUGCAAGAGAGAGGCCCCUAUGUUAACAGCCAUGCACCCCAUCUGCCAGGGUCCUUUGCGCCUGCAAAAGACUUCCGAAAGCUUAGGUAACUAUAGCUGAGGGUAACUAUAGCUCAGGACAAGCUAGAAAUCAAAUGUUGUACUUUGAAUGGUUGAAGUUACAACAGUUCUUAUCUGCAGUCUAGUCCUAACAGGCAUUAGCAUCUCAAGAUACAUCUCAGUCUGGAUGGAAAGGUGUUUUUGUGUUUCGCAAAGAGUUUUGGUGAAAAGGGUGUCUUUCCAGUGACCAACAUGAACAUGAACAUGGUGUUCAUAGCUGGGUGUCUCCUAACAGCUGUUGCCAUGUUGUGCGGAAUGAUCCUCUACAAGGCCAAAGCAACAUGGGUCAAAUACCAGCCGAUUGGAAAUUUAGUAAGAUGACAACCAUCCUUUCACAUGUAGCCUGCAAUAUAUAAAGAAGAAUGAGAGGAAACAUAAUGUCUAUCAUUUGACACAGUGGUCUAUGACUUUUACAACGAAAUGUCAGCCUCUUUGGAUAAUUUUUAGACAUUUAGCAGACACUCUUAUCCUGAGCAACUUACAGUUUGUGCAUACAUUUUCAUACCGAUCCCCCGUGGGAAUCGAACCCACAACCCUGGCGUUGCAAGCGCCAUGCUCUAUCAACUGAGCUACAUGGGACUAGCUCUGAAUCAAUAAAGUAUAUCCAUUCAUCCAUGAACAUACUUAGUGGACACUCCAAAUAACAUGUUUUAAGAGUUAAGUGUUUGUUUCUUAUCAUCAUCUACAGAUGUAGGAUCUUAAUUUGAUCAGGAAAUAUAAAAUGUAUAUGUGUAUUUGAGGUUUAAAAAGGCUUAUGAAAUUUGUAAUUUCCACUUUGAAAUCUCAGACUUGAUUUUCCCUUACAAAAAUGGUAUCAAUCCCUACAAAAAUGUCCAUUAAUUAUAAUCCACAAAAUAAUUCACAUUUCCUGUUGCCGCAGGAUUAUUUUCCUGCUGUAGCAAACUGGCUCAAAUUAAGAUCCUGUAUUUUGGGAAAAUAAUCUGAUAUUUGAGUGUUCUCAGUUUAUUAGGUACACCCAUCUACUACCGGGUCGGACCCCUUUGCCUCCAGAACAGCCUGAAAUAUUUGGGGAAAUCUAGAAGGUGUCAGAAACGUUCCCCAGGGAUGUUGGUGGAUGCUGACGCAAUGGCAUUGCGCAGUUGCUGCAGAUUGGACGGCGGUACACUCAUGCUGCGAACAGACCGUUCCUUCUCAUCCCAAAGAUGCUCUAUUGGGUUGAGGUCUGGGGACUGCGCAGGCCACUCAAAUGAACUGAACUCGCUGUCAUAUUCCAGGCGAUGUUGUCCAGUGUUGGUGAUUGCUUGCCCACUAGAGACGCUUCUUGUUGUUUUUAGCUGAUAGGAUUGGAACCCGGUGUGGUCGUGGCUACAAUAGCCCAUCCGCGACAAGGAUCGUUGAGUUGUGCGUUCCGAGAUGCCAUUCUGCACACCACUGUUGUACUGCACCAUGAUUUGUCUGUUUGUGGUCCGUCUGUUAGCUUGCACUAAUUUUUCCAUUCUCUUUCGACCUCUUUCAUCAACAAGCUGUUUUCGCCCACAGGACUGCCGCUGACUGGAUGUUUUUUGUUUGUCGCACCAUUCUCUGUAAACCCUAGACACUGUUGUGCGUGAAAAGCCCAGGAGGGCAGCCGUUUCUGAGAUACUGGAUCCGGCGCGCCUGGUACCGAUGAUCAUACCACGCUCAAAAUCACUUAGGUCACUCGUUUUGCCCAUUCUAACGUUCAAUCGAACAGUAACUGAAUGCCUUGAUGCCUUUCUGUCUGCUUUAUAUAACAAGCCACGGCCACGUGACUCACUGUCUGUAGGAGCGAUCCAUUUUCAUGAACGGGGUGGUGUAUCUAAUAAAAAUAUGUUUGAUCAUUGUUACUUUCUGGGAAUCUUUCUAUAUAGCCCAGGGGCUGUUCAAAAUACUAAAAUCAGGACCAGAGAUAAAGUCAAUGUAUUUGUUAUAGUUGGGAUAAAUCAAAAUGGGAAUCUGCUGAAAUAAAUGGCCUAAUUGUUUUUGUUUAUAUGAUGAGAUGAACUACUGUAAGAUGGCCCUCGUUUUCAAUAUAUGAUUGUAUGUGUAUUAAUUGUAGCCAUGGUGUCUUACACAUGAAAACAUCUUUGUAUAUUUAAAGAUGGAAUCUGCAGUAGGGGGAAACAGCGACACUGUCCACCCCACGGGAGUUGUUAUGGUUUUUGUUUUGUAGACAAACUACAGGUGUGUCGCGCAUCAAGGUAAAUAAAAAAAGUGCAUUUCAUAUGCUGAUGUUCUAUCGCGCUUGCAAUGAUGUCCGAGGGGGGAAAAAACAGUGUUUGUUUGCAGUAACUUAUUUGUUGGUGUAAUAUCACAAACGGACGUGGUAGAUUCACCAUUAAGGAUUCCAGAUUUAAACUAACUUAUCCCACAUAUUGACUAAUGAAUGUGAUUAGCUAAGCUCCUGAAUGUGCACUGUCCUCUGCUAAAGAGGUGUGCUCUUUAACUCUGUCAAACUCAGGUGUAAAAGAGGAGCUUUUGACGUCAGAGGAAAAGCGCUUUCUAGUCUCUAAAUCCAAAUGGUGUGUGUGUGUGUGUGUAUGUAUUUGUGACAUUAUUCAUGACAUGAUUAAUGAAGGGGACUUUUUACACAACCAAUUUAAUCCUUGCCUAAUUCAUUGAUUCAUUUCUUCUUGGCCUGUCUGUCAGUUGAAAUCCCUUUUAAACCUACUUCAAACAAAUGGACGCUACCAAUUCUAUUAAAAUACUUUUUCACAGACAUUGCUCAGGCAUAGUCUGUGCCUCUAACUAGUGUUUUAUCCAAGUAUUGCUUCAUCACUCAGCUCUAAGUAUUUAGCGCCCUCUGCUGCCCCUACAUAGUAUUGCUCCAAAAUCCAUGGAUGCCGUUUUCAUAGAGGGUCAGAUCCUAAUCUCGCAUACCAAAAAUAUGAGUUCUUAAUGCAGAUGUCAGGUUAGGAUUGUUUUUACCUGAGAGAGUGCAUCAUCAGUUUGGUUCCUUUGGUUAAGUACAUUUUAUUGAUUGUUUAAUUUUAUUUGCAUUUUUAGAAAAUAUACUAAUUUCAGUCCUGUAAAAUAUGAAUUAAACAGAUUAAAUCUGCCAUUGUUCUAUUGACCAACUACUAGAUUACAGAAACAAUAAUGAUAAACAAUACACGUCAUUGCCAUCUUCUCAGUCUUCACUGUUAUCAUACACCAUAGGAAAAACAUCCUUACAACACACUCAUAUUCAUUUUAACCUUAUUGUAAAUAAAAACAUGAAUGUUACCUGUUACCAUGUAAUGAAUUGGUAAUAACAAUGGUUAGUGCAGAGUUUGUUCACUUAUAUUCAAUAUUUACAUAAUACUGGUUCAGAAUACAUAACAACUCAUUUUUACAGUAACAGUGUCACAGAUUGUCAAUAAAAGAGAGCGGAGGGAGAAUAAGAAAUAUGAUCUAAGAUUUUUGUACAACAAGAAGUGCAAGAACUAACAGGGCAUGAGAAUACCAGAGGGCCCUCAAAGACCUCUGUGUGUGUGUGUGUGUGUGUGUGUGGAUAAGAGCGUCUGCUAAAUGGCUGAAAUAUAAAUUAAAAAAUGUGUGUGUGUGUGUGUGUGUGUGUUUGUGUGUGCGUGUCCUCUGCAAAGGAAUGAAAGCAAGUGCAACUAAGUAUGAGGGAGGAAAAAAGCAGAGUGUACAUGCAUGUUUCGUAAAUUUGAAAUAAAUUAAUACUGUAUAACCACAGUUGGGUCUAUGGUGACCAAGUUCAUAAUUUCGCUGCUCUCUCUGUCUCUUUCCAUCUCUUCACUCUCCUCUCCCUCUAGUUGUCCAGAAUGUUGUCUUCGCCUCCUGUCCGUUGUUGUUAUGACGACGUCUUACCGUUGUCGUUGGCGGGCUCUGGACUCUCAGGACCUAGACAGAGACAGAUUUGAAUGUCAGAGUCCUUGUUUGGCCUCAUCUUGUCUGCCAUUAAGUAUUAGAAACGUCACUCUCACUCAUCUUCCCAAACAAUGCCUAGGACACAGUCAACUGGAUUUUAAUGGCCCAGCACAGUCCAGUGUUUUUUCUGACCAUGUGACACAUUGGGUAGACUGUCAAUGCCAUGUCAAUUCUCUCUUUCACCACUGAGUCCUGAAAUGGACUUUGAACACAUACACACAUACACACUUUCUGUACUUACAGUAUAGUAGCUUAUGAACAUUCACAUGCUUUCACAUACUCAUACAGUAUGACACAGAGAGGGGUCCAGAGAAGCAGAUACAUACAGACAGUCCUGGGGUAGUCCAGAGAUCUGUUUCUGUUCUGGGGGAGUCUGGGUUUUUUCACAGGGGGUUUGCGAUCUGAGGACCCUGUCUUCAGAUCGUUGGGGCUGUCCCGUUCCAUGCCUGAAGGGAAAUGAUAUGAGACAUACACACAGGGCCACACAGACAGUGACUGGUGACAGGGGCUAGUUGCAGUAAUGUAAGAGUCAUGAUAAGCAGAGCUCUAUUGGAAAGUCCAUGGCAGUGUGACGGACAGAGGAAUGGACAGAGUACCUAACAGACACAAUGAGUCAGCAUUCAAUGGCUGAAAUAGCAAGCAAAUAAAUGCAUCAAAUCACAAAUCGGAAUUCAAAAGAUAGUGUAAAACAAGGCACAUGCAUGCAGGGAUCUGUAGAGACAAACAUGUACAGUGCCUUUGGAAAGUAUUCAGACCACUUGACUUUCUCCAAAUUCUGUUACGUUACAGCCUUAUUCUAAAAUGGAUUAAAAAAACUUUAAAAAACAGCAAUAUACACACAAUACCCCAUAAUGACAAAGCAAAAAAAGUUUUUUAUAAAUUUUACCAAAUGUAUUAAAAAUAGAAAACAGAAAUAACUUAUUUACAUAAGUAUUCAGACCCUUUGCUAUGAGACUCGAAAUUGAGCUCAGGCGCAUCCUGUUUCCAUUGAUCAUCCUUGAGAUGUUUCUACAACUUGAUUAGAGUCCACCUGUGGUAAAUUCAAUUGAUUGGACAUGAUUUGGAAAGGCACACACAUGUCUAUAUAAGGUCCCACAGUUGACAGUGCAUGUCAGAGCAAAAACCAAGCCAUGAGGUCGAAGGACGUCCGUAAAACUCUCAUACCAUGAGAAACAAGAUUCUCUGGUCUGAUGAAACCAAGAUUGAACUCUUUGGCCUGAAUGCCAAGCAUCAUGUCUGGAGGAAACCAGGCACCGCUCAGCACCUGGCCAAUACCAUCCCUAUGGUGAAGCAUGGUGGUGGCAGCAUCAUGCUGUGGGGAUGUUAUUCAGCGGCAGGGACUGGGAGACUAGUCAGGAUCAAGGGAAAGAUGAACGGAGCAAAGUACAGAGAGAUCCUUGAUGAAAACCUGCUCCAGAGCGCUCAGGACCUCAGACUGGGGUGAAGGUUCACCUUUCAACAGGACAACGACCCUAAGCACACAGCCAAGACAACGCAGGAGUGGCUUUGGGACAAGUCUUUGAAUGUCCUUGAGUGGCCCAGCCAGAGAUCGGACUUGAACCCGAUCGAACAUCUCUGGAGAGACCUGAAAAUAGAUGUGCAGCAACGCUCCCUAUCUAACCUGACAGAGCUUGAGAGGAUCUGCAGAGAAGAAUGGGAGAAACUCGCCAAAUACAGGUGUGCCAAGCUUGUAGCGUCAUACCCAAGAAGACUCGAUGCUGUAAUCGCUGCCAAAGGUGCUUCAACAAAGUACUGAGUAAAGGGUCUGACUUAUGUGAAUGUGAUAUUUCAGUUUUUAAUUUUUGAUAAAUUAGCAAAAAUGUAUACAAAUCUGUUUUUGCUUUGUCAUUAUGGGGUAUUGUGUGUAGAUUGAUGAGGGGAAAAAAACAAUUUGAUCCAUUUUAGAAUAAGGCCGUAACGUAUCAAAAUGUGGAAAAAGUCAAGGGGUCUGAAUACUUUCCAAAGGCACUGUAUGUACAGCACACAUUCACACAUGCAGUGAACCCACACACGCUCACGCUCACACAUACCCAUGUCAAUUGUGUCUGCCUUCCUAUUGCGAUGCAGCUUCAGCGGAUAACCAUUUCUUCCUCCCUCCUCAUCUGAUUAAAUAGUCAACAUUUCAACCAGCCACCAUCAUCAUCAUCAUCAUCAUCAACAACAAUACUACAAUAUUCAUAGCCAUUGAUUAUUUUUGGGACUGCAUUCACAUGGUCCCCAUUACAUUUACAUUUACAUUUACGUCAUUUAGCAGACGCUCUUAUCCAGAGCGACUUACAAAUUGGAUUACAUUUAUAUUAACAUUUUAGUCAUUUAGCAGACGCUCUUUUCCAGAGCGUUAUCAAUUAUCACAACAAUGAAUCAUAAUUUCUUAAUAAAACCAUCUUCAGUGAUAUUACAUCAUAGUGGUACCUUGACAAUCAGCACGAUCAGGAGAUUCAAACACAGGCUUGGUAGAAGCAGGUGGCACAGGAGGAAUACUUUUCUUCUCAUUAGUCCCUUCAUCUUGACUGACAGGAGCAUUAGACAAAUCAAAAGAGGGCUUGGCAGAGGCAGGUGGAACAGGAGGCAUGGUUUUCUUCUCAUUGGUGGUUUCCUCAGGCGGAGUGACAGCAUGCAGUGUCUUUGGAGAGGUCUUAUCUUUACCGGGCUGUGGAGAGAGAUUGUAUGUAUUGUUAAGAGUAAUUGAGACAGACAGACUCACAAACAACGAUACAAGAAGGAAGGAAGGAAGGAAGGAAGGAAGGAAGGAAGGAAGGAAGGAAGGAAGGAAGGACAGACAGACAGACAGACAGACAGACAGACAGACAGACAGACAUACACACACACACACACACACACACCUACCUUUUCAGGAAUGGGGGGACGCUGCCCCUCUGCCCCUCUGUCUUUCUGUACACCCUCACGUCUCUUUUCAUUCUUCUCCUCUUCCACCCUGUCUCCCUCUAUCCAUCCUAUAUCAUCUGUUGAUUUCUCUACAAAGUAAAAGAGUGUGAAACAAAAGUUAAAUUGUAAUUCUAUAACAACUCCACAUCCAAGUUCUAGCACAUGCAGUACACAGAGCCAAAUACACCUUGUUAUUUAUGUUGCAGUACCGGAGCUUCCCUGCAGGUGUCUCUGUCUAAUGCUGGCCAGGCUGGGCUUGCUGCUUUGAGAAGGGGGUUCUGGUUUCUGUCCACAGUGGGCGCUCUCCUGCCUGUCCUCCAUGGACUCCGUCCCCUCUGUCCCCUUUGUCCCUCUGUCCACCUCCGUCUGUGUGUCUGUCUGAGCGCUGGGCAUCGGCAGGUCCUGACUGACUGGCUCUGUCUGUCUGUUAGUCUGUUUGUCAGUUUGUAUGUCAGCCUGUUUGUCUGUCAGAGAAGCGGAGGACAUCGCAUGUCCAUUGGCAUGGGUCUCUGUCUUGGUGUCUGAUGCAGUCUGUCUGUCCUUCUGUCUGUUUGUGUCUCUGCCCACUGGUCUGAUCUCAAAGCUACUGUCUGAGUCCUCAUCUUCUGCUGCGAUACAACUGUAUACCAUGCCGACCAGAUCUGAAGGCUGGAAGGUAGGAGAGAGACAGAGGGAAGAGCGUCGAUUGUAAGGCUCACAUUGUGUCGUAUAUGCAAUUAUUAUUAUUUUUACAGGGUGGGUCACCAUUGAGACCAGGGUCUCAUUUACAAGGGAGCCCUGCGAACAUGAACAUACAAAAUUUAAUACAUAUAAUGUAAGAUAAUAAUAUCAAUAUAAUACAAUGAAUACAACAAGAUUAAUCAAAACAAACACAACUCUCACAUAUCACCUCGCUUAAACUCGAUCUAAACUUCUGGCCCUAUUCAUGAGCCAGGGACAGACCUUCAGUGGUACGUUCCUACCUGUCUCUGUGUGAGGCUGUGGGGACUGGGCCUGGCCCCCCUCAUCCCAGGCAGUGGUGUGCCCUGGAUGGGCCUAGGGGACGGCAUCAUCCUCCCAUUUGCUCCCACCUCAAUGAUGGCCUCCCCCUUCCCAGGAUCCUUAGGAUGCUGAAUCAUAGAGUACACGUUCUCUGAGCCACUACUGAGAGAGAGAGAGAGAGAGAGAGAGAGAGAACGAGAGAGAGACUUAUUGUAAACUGAUAAACUGAUAAUAAACAAUUACUAAAUAUUUGUUGUUAACAAUUCAUGAACCAUUUAUAACAAGGACCUGUUAUCAUAUUUUAGUCAAUAAAUCAAUAAAAUGUGUGCAUGACUUUUCAUGACUCUCCGUACUCUGUUUCCUGAUUGGAGAUGGUGGAGUUGCGAUUCUUGCGGAACCCGGAGAAGAUUGACAGCACGCUGCGUCUCUUCUUCCUCCUCAGGGACUGAGCUUGAUGGAGUAGUGACAGCUGACUGGUGUGGAGAGAUAAAGAUAUGGGCAGCUGGGUCAGUGAGAGUUCGUGUGUGUGUGUGUGUGUAUAUGUGUGUGUGUGGGUGCGUGCGUGUGUGUGUGUGUGUGUGAGUUGUGCAUAGCCUACCUGUCAGGCAGGACUCUCUUGGUAUAGAAAUCAGGCAGUCCAUCCUCCAGCAUGUUGACUCCUCCGUUCUCUGAACAGUACUAAGAGGACAGAGAUAACAGGUUUACACUACAGCCACCAACACAAUGCUGCUGUCACACUGAAACUACUGCCGUGCUAUCAUGUACAAUUAUCAUGUAUCAUCUACAUGCACCCUAUCCCCUAUAUAAUGCACUACUUUUGACGAGGGCCCAUAGGGCUCUGGUCGAAAGAAGUGCACUAUAUAGGGAAAAGAGUGCAAUUUGGGACACUGCCGAGCAAUCUGAUAUGCUGCCAACAGAGAGAUGCCUUGGGACAUUGCAGAUUGGAGAACAUCAUAAACUAGUGAGUCAUGAGCUAAUACGAUAGAUUCACAGUCAUAAAGGAUCUUAUUUUUGGAAUGCCUCUGGCAUGAAAAACCAGGAUGACUAAAAUUCUAAAAUACAAAUAAAUGGUAUUAGAGAGGUGAAUAGAAAAUACAUGUAACUUUGUUUGACUCAGAGGUGUGGUCAACCCCUACCCCCUGGGUACUUAAGUAGAACUAAAAUGAUUGGAUAGGUAGUGUAUGUAUCACAUUUCACCAAGCCUAGUGGGUAAGUUGGAACUUUCAACAUUACAAGCUUUCAGAUGUGCUUAACCUUAGGGGCUAGGGGUUGAUUUGGGAUUGGGUCUGGCUAUUCUUAACAGGUAAGAGGCGACUCACUGUUUCCAGGGGGACUUGUCCUCGACAGUGCCUUCGUGGGGGCCGUGGCCUGACCUGUGUCACGUGGCGCAGUGGUGCACCCUGGGUAGGCAGGGUGGACAGACCCUCCCAUGAUGAUGAGCAGGAUAGGGGGGCAGAGUGAGACGGGGCAGAGGGAGGCGGGGAGGAGGUGGGAUCGUCUCCAAGACCUAAGGGAGGGAGAGGAGAUAAACGUUGGGUCAAAUUCAUGUUAAUCCACAUAAAAUGCCCUGCAUGAAAACCUUAUAAUUAAGGUAAGAUACUCAAUCUGGUUGACACUGGACGAAUCCUUCUGGUUCUGGAGCUACGUUUCUUGAUGGCGAUGGUGUCCUAGUAAGACACAGAGAGAGGAAAGGCAACAUGAUAGAGCAAUGGAAAAAUGCACUCAUACACACACACAUAUACACCUGCCCACACACUUACAAUGUUCAUGCCCAGGCCUUCCUCGUCGGGGAAGUCCAGUGAGUCUGUGAUUCUGAAGUUUCUGAUGGUGCGUCUGUCUGUCCCUGCGCCAUCCCAACGCUUCACCUGGGACACCUGACACAGCUAAGACAACAGAGAGAUUUACAAUACUAUAUACUGGUGGGAACUGGUCUGGUCUUAGACUAUGCUCACUAGUGUGAGAUAGUGGGAAGAUGAAACUGAGAUUGAACAAGUCACUUGUUCUAGAGGUACACAGAGGUCACAGAGGUACACAGAGGUACACAGAGGUACACAGUGCAUAGAGGUAAAGACACAUAGAGCACAGAUAGAGAGUAGUGUGUGUGUUAGUACCAGGGUUUUGUGAGUGGUGUAGAGCUUCUGAAGGAUCUGAUCCACUAUGGAGUUGGUCAGAUAGGAGACCACAGACAGCUUCACGUCCCUGAGAGAGAGAGAGAAGAGAGAGAGAGAGAGGAGAGAGCGAGAGCGCGCGCGAUCUGAUCGCUAUAUAGAGAGCUAUGAGAUAGAAGAUAGGAGAUAUAUAUAGCUGCUGUCGAGCGCUACUAUAUCGUUUGCUCUACUCUCUCGUGCGCUCUCUCUCUCUGCUCUGCUCUCUCUUCUUUCUCUCUCCUCUCUCUCCUCUAAUCUCUCGCUAGCGAGAUAUAAUAGCGACCACACAUUAGACCCAACCAAAUCAUGAGAAAACAAAAAGAUAAUUACUUGACACAUUGGAAAGAAUUUACAAAAAAAACACAGCAAACAAGAAUGCUAUUUGGCCCUAAACAGAGAGUUUUUUUUAAAACCUAUAUUUAACCAGUUAAGCCAGUUGAGAACAAGUUCUCAUUUACAACUGGGACCUGGCCAAGAUAAAGCAAAGCAAGUGGCAGAAUACCUGACCACUGUGACUGACCCAAAAUUAAGGAAAUAUUUGACUAUGUACAGACUCAGUGAGCAUAGCUUUGCUAUUGAGAAAGGCCGUCGAAGGCAGACCUGGCUCUCGAGAAGACAGGCUAUGUGCACAUCGCCCACAAAAUGAGAAACUGAACUUCCUAACCUCCUGCAAAAUGUAUGACCAUAUUAGAGACACAUAUUUCCCUCAGAUUACACAGACCGACAAAGAAUUCGAAAACAGAUCCAAUAUCUAUCGGAUGAAAUACCACGGUGUGCAAUCACAGCAGCAAGAUUUGUGACCUGUUGCGACAAGAAAAGGGCAACCAGUGAAGAACAAACACCAUUGUAAAUACAACCUAUGUUAUGUUUAUUUAUUUUCCCUUUUGUACUUUAACUAUUUGCACAUCAUUACAACACUGUAUAUAGACAUGAUAUGACAUUUGUUAUGUCUUUAUUCUUUUGGAACUUUUGUGAGUGUAAUGUUUACUGUUCAUUUUGUAUGGUUUAUUUCACUUUUGUUUAUGAUCUAUUUCACUUGCUUUGGCAAUGUAAACAUGUGUUUCCCAUGCCAAUAAAGCCCCUUAAAUUGAAAUUGAAUUGUGAGAGAGAGAAGGGGAGGUGGUGGGGGGGGGGGGGGGGGGAGUGAAUACUUCCUUCAUUCUCUAUUCACAUCCUUCUCUUUAGUCUAGACCCUUUUCAUCCCCUCCCUCUUUUCUUUCCUCCCCCUCUUACUCCAGGGCUCUGUUGACGUCCUGUGCUGCUCUCUCCAUCAGGGCGGUGCGGAUGGUGGAGCGAGGGAUGGAGACGCGUUCUGAGAUGGAGGAGAGCGGAGGGUUGAGUCGCUCAGCUGCGGAGGAGGACAUGGGACACAGCUCUCGACACAGAGACACCAUGGAGUCCACUAUCACCUGGGAAUUAUCAGUCAAUAAAGCCAUCAAU